Messenger RNA from Spirometra erinaceieuropaei, 966 nucleotides. Lineage: Eukaryota; Metazoa; Platyhelminthes; Cestoda; Diphyllobothriidea; Diphyllobothriidae. The record is from the annotation of a GenBank genome assembly.
AUGAUUGCAGCAGUGGAAUCAAUCCUUAGUCAGACGGAGACAACGGAGGAGACAAAGAACCACAUCCGACACCAAGUUUCGUCUCUCCUAAUGACCCACAGGCCGCGGGAAGUGCUUUCCAAGGUCAAACUCGAUGCGCUUAGAGAAAUCAAGGCCGACAAAGGCCUGGUCAUCGUACCAGCGGACAAAGGACGCGCCACAGUUGUACUGGACAGGACAGACUACCUUCAAAAAGCCAAAUGUUUACUGGAGGACCGACAGUUCUAUGUCCCAUGUGCAACGAACACUUUAAAGGCGCUGACACGCGAAAUUAAUGCUACGUUGUUGGCCUUGAAGAACUCAGGUGCAAUAACACCGACCGACAGACGCAUGGCGAGACCCCAAGAUACGGCUUUGGCCCGAUUCUAUGGCCUCCCUAAGGUGCACAAAGACGGCGCUCCUCCCCGACCUAUCGUGUCGCUCAAAGGUACUCCAACGUACGGACUGACUAAGUGGCUGUUCCGGCGUUUCAAGUUCCUGACCGCUGAGUCAGACACCACGGUCUUUUCGUCAGCAGAAUUCCUGGAGAAACUCAAAGGGAUAAGCCUCCAUCCAAAUGAGGUCAUGGUAUCUUUUGAUGAUACAUCGCUUUUUACUUCUGUUCCCCAGGACCUGGCGAUCGAGACAAUCGAACUGCUUCUACAAAGCAAAUACGAUGAAAUGAAGGACCGUCUUCGACACGCCCAAGUACUUCAGCUCCUGCAGUUCUGUCUCAGGACGUACUUCACGUUCGACAGGGCAAUCUACAAACAGGUGAAGGGCACACCAAUGGGUUCGCCGAUUUGGGGAUUUAUCGCCGAGGCGGUCUUGCAACGGUUAGGGUAUCUGGUCUUCCAACACCACAGACCGAAGCUCUGGGCCCGGUAUGCGGAUGAUAACUUCGUCGUUAUCGACCAGUAUCAACUGCUGGCAUUCACGAACAUCUGA